Molecule: messenger RNA, 1458 nt
Organism: Mercenaria mercenaria
Lineage: Eukaryota; Metazoa; Mollusca; Bivalvia; Venerida; Veneridae
Product: 39S ribosomal protein L39, mitochondrial-like
Exons: 10
Coding region: 1-1065 (354 amino acids)
Biological process (GO): threonyl-tRNA aminoacylation
Cellular component (GO): mitochondrion
Molecular function (GO): nucleotide binding; threonine-tRNA ligase activity
Source: RefSeq, a predicted model, not a curated record
AUGGCUCAGUUUUACCAUUGGUGGCCCGGCCAACUUGGAGGCACUGUCAGAAAGGCUUGUCUGCUCAGAGAGCAAUUAUCGGACCUAGAACAGAGCCUUGAGGAACACCUGCAGAAAUUUGCUUGGCAGAAGAAAGCUGCCCAGAUACACAUACUUGUUGGGAGCGGUUUUGUAGAUUUGUCCCAGACUGGUUCCGGAAAGCUUACAAAUGCUGAGGUAAGAAAGAAAAGAAAUGGCAUGUUUGAAGAAGAGAAGUCUCGACAGAUGAAAUUCAAAAUAAACGAGUUUCUGAUGAAACGUUCCAUAGUUGCUUUAGUGGAUGGUGAACCAUGGGACAUGCACCGCCCGUUAGUUAACGAUUGUGAGUUGGAGUUGAAACACAUGCUUGACGAGGAUCCUUCUCUCCCAAAUCAGGUAUUUUGGAGAACGGGAUCAUUUGUAUUAGGAUACAUUAUAGACACGGCAUUCAAAGAUGACAUUUAUGUAGAGCUUUGUGAUUACCCAAGAACAAAAGUUGAACAUGGCUGUUUCAUGUAUGAUGUAGAUUUGAAGAUACCAGAUUGGAACCCAUCAAAGAUGGAGCUAAACUGCUUAAGUAGGGUAGGAGGAAGUUUAUGGACAAAAGGUCUGGACUUUGAACCUUUAGAUGUUAAUGGUGAUUUAGCGUUAAAAAUGUUUGAGGACAAUAGACACAAGACGAAAUUAUUGAAACAGCUGUUACAGUAUUCUGCCAAGGAUUCCAUAAGCUUGUAUCGUAUUGGUGAUUACGUGGAUUUCAGCAAGGGACCGCUGAUAAAUAAUACUGCACAGAUACAUAGAUUCUGCGUUACAGCUGUUCACCAAGUAGAGAGUGACAUGUACGGCAAGGUUUACAGAUUCCAGGCUCUAGCAUUACCUAUAGAUCUAAAGAUGCAUUGGUGGGCUUGGGAGUUUCUGUGUCGCAGAGCAGCAAAACUUAACAAGACUCCAAUCCAAUACAUCCAUAAAGGUACCACAGAAGAGGACAUGAAAGGUGUAUCCGAACUUGUAGACAAUUUACAGAAGUCAGAAAAAGCUUAUUCAUGAUAAGUGUUUGAGUUGUGAAUUUAUGGAUAUCUUGCAGUAGCACCAUGUCUGGAAUGGAGAUAUUAUGCUCAUUUGUAACAUCAAGUAUACAAUAUUUGCUGACAAGGAGGAAAGUUUGAAUAUAUUAAUAAAUAGACUUCAGUGGUGCAGUGAAAGACUAGUUUCACACAAUUGACUAAUUGAUGACGAUAGAGGUACUGACAUUACCAUAAAAUAGUGUUUCCCUUGUUAUUGCUAAAACUGAUGGCUGAAUUUAAAGUCUGGAAUAAUUGCUAGUCUAAGAAUAUUUAUGUUAAUGCUUAGAAUUUGUAUUUUUACAACAAGGAAAUAUGACAAAUGUUCAUUUGUAUAAAGCAACUAAAUACCAAUAUUUGAUAAAAGAAAAUUAUAGGA